CGUGGGAAACUGAGGGCGGCGUAUUUAGGCUUCGGGCAUGCCAAAUAAUUUUGGGUGAGAAAUGAGGAAGGUCUGUGUCUGAGUCACCCCGUAAAUCCUGUGAUCUUUAGAAGAGGGCGAAGUGCUUGAUAGGAAUGCCUCGUUUUGUAUUAUGAAUAGAAGGAGGCCAGCUGGGGAAAGAUGACUUUGGUUUCACAACCAGUACAAGUUCAGAGACCUGACCAUAGAAGAGCUGAAGGAUGUUAGCAAGACCUACCCCAACUUCACGUUCUCCAUGAACACAUACACCUUCAAGGAUGGAUCCCAGAAGGACCUCCUGAAUUUUAGUGGCACUGUCCCAGUAAAAUAUGCAGGUAAUUCCUAUAACAUACCUGUUCGUCUGUGGAUCCUGGAUUCUCAUCCCUUUGCUCCCCCCAUUUGCUUCCUGAAGCCAACUGCAAACAUGGGCAUUGCAGUGGGGAAACACGUGGAUGCACGGGGCAGGAUUUAUUUGCCCUACCUGCAGAACUGGAGCCAUCCUAAAUCAACUGUCAUUGGAUUAAUCAAGGAAAUGAUUGCAAAGUUUGAGGAAGAACUUCCUUUGUACUCACUGUCAUCUUCUGAUGCAGCCAGGCAAUCAGAACUUCUCUCCUAUAUUGCAAAGAUUACUGAAGGAGAGUCUGAUAUGAAAUCGAGGAGUAAAACUGGAAGCAGAAAUGAAGGAUGUUUUAACAAAAUCACUGUUGUUGGAGCUGGAGAUCUUGGCAUUGCAUGUGUACUAGCAGUUGCAGCAAAGGAUGUUGCAGACAAGGUGGUUCUUUUGGACCUUUCUGAAGGCGCAGCAAAAGGAGGGACCAUGGAUUUGGAGAUUUUUGCUGUGCCAAAUGUGGAGAUCAGCAAAGAUUUUUCUGCUUCAGCUGAUUCCAAAGUUGUGGUGCUUACAGUUAAUUCUCUGGGUAAUGCUCAGACUUACCUUGAUGUCAUACAAAGCAAUGUGGAUUUGUUCAGAGGAAUUAUUCCAGCAGUAUCCCACUACAGUCAGAAUGCUGUUCUCCUUGUUGCUUCUCAUCCAGUUGAAGUAAUGACAUUUGUGUCGUGGAAGCUGAGCUCGUUUCCCAAAAGCAGAGUAAUUGGAGUUGGUGCCAACCUCGAUUCAGAGAGAUUUCGGUACAUUCUGACCAACCUUUUGAAAGCAGAGGUGCUGGCAAAAGAUGCCUGGGUUGUUGGUGAACAAGGGGAAGACAAAGUACCAUCAUGGACCAGCUGUAAUGUAGUUGCAAAUCAAACAGAAUCAAUGGCUGCUCGUAACUCGAGGGAAAAGGUGGCUAACAGAGCUAUGGAAGUCCUGAAGGGAAAAGGUCAGAGAUCUUGGUCUGUUGGGCUGUCAGUUGCUGAUUUGGCUGACAGCAUUCUGAAAGAUAAAAGAAAGGUUCAUUCUGUAUCCACUCUGGCAAAGGGGUGUUGCAAUAUAAACAGUGAAGUGUUCUUAAGUCUCCCAUGUGUUCUUGGAGCCAGUGGAGUGAUUGAAAUGGUCAGGCUGGAGGAAGACCCACUGGUGCAAGAGAAACUGCAAAGCAGUGCAGGCUCAAUUCAUGACCUGCAGCAGCAGCUGAAACUGUAAGGAAGCCCAAGGGAAGCCUCUCGCCUGCUCACUGAAGCUGGAGAUCUGCAAGGCAGAAGAGGUUGCUUCGUAUAUAAGGAUUUCUGUAGAAAGCAGGAAGCUUUGUUACUUUACUUUCCAAAAGUGCUUUCUCAGUUUAGGUUUAAAUAAUUUAAUAUCACACUGUAUGGCAAUAAUUUCUUUGAAAAGUGCACUUUUGGUAGCCAAAAUGAGGCAGGUUACACGCAAGAAUGUUUUACCUAAAUUCAGGUGGCACUGCCCUGUGGGUUUUGGCUGCCAGUUAUAGCCUGAUUCUUGGGUUAUUCUUAGAUUUUUGCACCCCUUUACAUGGUAAGAGGGGCUUACCCAGCUCUACAGAAACUCCAGCAUGCAGAGCCCACUUGAACCUUUCCUCACGGCUUUCAGAUGCUGUAUCUGAGGCUUGUUUAGGGUACAGUCACACUCCAGCUCCACAGGCACUGGGGAUGCAAUUCCACAGCUCCAUCUUCCAUGGCUGUCAAUGCUCUUAUGUCAAUGGACUCCUGGUAUUUUGCUAUUUACUAAGGGGAACGUGGUGUUCACAGUAUCCUUCAAACCUGAACUAUUGGCUGUGGAUUUCUGUUCACACUUUAUCAUGGCUGAAAUACUCCAAUCAUGACUUGCUUGCUUUUAUUUUGUGAGGAUAUUCAGAGCAUUAAAGCACCUGCAGUUCUCACUACACACGGGCAGCACUGGAACAGGGGCUCUUCCUGAAUGGGAGGAGCAGGAGCUGGGCUUCAAAUAAAGAUAAAAGAUAAAAUCCAGCAGUUGAACAGCGCAGGAGUAUCUGCACAUUCAGACGUCAAAACAAAGCCAGCUGGGAGCUUUACAUCAGCCUCAGGAGAAGGCAACAGAACCUGUAACCCUCCUCCCUGGAGGCCAGGGAUGUGAUGAAAAAGGAGGAUGUGGAUUUGUAGGUAAAAAACAGAUGGUUUUGAGAUCAAGGCGUUUUUUGGGCUCUAACCUCUUGAUUUACUACUGGUAAAAGACUGCGUUGCUCCUGAUUAUACCUCAGCAUCACAUGGCAGGCACAGAGGACUUGGGCUCCACUCCUGCUGUGUGCAGCUUAGGAAUGUCAUUCUACCUUUACACUUUGAGAGGUGGCUGGUUGGAAAUUUUCCAAAUAUUGUUGGAAAUUUGUUCUGAGCAAAAGUAGGAUCUCUGGCAGAGCAAAAGAUCUGAUCCUUUGUGCCUUCCAGUUCCAUCUCACAAAGAGCCAGACAUGCAGAGAGUUCUGAGUGUAUGCUGAUCUCAGAACUGGAUUAAACAUAGAAGGAAAAAACCUUCAGUAAUUCAGACCUUUAUUUUUUUUGAAUACCCAAAUGUCUUUCACUGUAGUGGUAAAUGAUGGGGCAAAAUUAGUGAUGGCUGCAGGUAACCAACUUUGCUGCUAUGUUUUUUAAAAGCUGCAUUUUGGGGUUUGGUUGUCUUCACUUACUUUGAAAAAAAAAAACCAAUAUGAAUUUAAGGUUUUACAUUGUUUUUCAUGGUGGUGUUUCUCAUCUGUUGAGAAUUUCUUUUCACGCGAAUACUCAAGCUGUUUAUUUAGUUUGGCGUUUAUGUAAUAAUGUUAACCUUAAAAUGCUGCCAGCCCUUACAGGCGUGUUUUGUGCAUCAGCCUGA
Molecule: messenger RNA, 3241 nt
Organism: Pyrgilauda ruficollis (rufous-necked snowfinch)
Lineage: Eukaryota; Metazoa; Chordata; Aves; Passeriformes; Passeridae
Gene: UEVLD
Product: UEV and lactate/malate dehyrogenase domains
Exons: 12
Coding region: 275-1600 (441 amino acids)
Biological process (GO): protein modification process; carboxylic acid metabolic process; protein transport
Cellular component (GO): ESCRT I complex
Molecular function (GO): oxidoreductase activity, acting on the CH-OH group of donors, NAD or NADP as acceptor; ubiquitin binding
Source: RefSeq, a predicted model, not a curated record